This is a messenger RNA of Aspergillus melleus, 978 nucleotides long. RefSeq names its product NADP-dependent oxidoreductase. The coding region runs from base 1 to 978 and encodes 325 amino acids. NCBI's taxonomy places the organism in Eukaryota, Fungi, Ascomycota, Eurotiomycetes, Eurotiales, Aspergillaceae. Gene Ontology annotation, molecular function: zinc ion binding; oxidoreductase activity. The record is from RefSeq and is a predicted model, not a curated record. The transcript has a single exon.
AUGCGAACCAUCUUGCAGCCAGACCUCACGUCUACUCGGCUGGAAUUAGUUGAUCGACCGGUCCCUAUCGCCAACCCCGAGGCUGACGAGCAUCUCAUUCGCGUGCAUUGCACGGCCCCUUGUGCCGGCGAGCUCUUCUGGCCAUCGAUAGUCUCGGUGCCCGACAAGGAACCGGUGCCCUGCGACGACGUGGCCGGCACCGUCGUAACGGCACCGCCCAACUCGCCCUUUCGACCUGGGGACGAGGUCUACGCGCGCAGUAACUACUUCCGCCCCGGAUGCGCGCGCGACUAUACGGUAAUCGUGACGGAUGAGCUGGCGCACCGGCCGCAGAAUAUCAGUUGGGUUGAAUCGGCUGCCACGCCACUCUCCGCCGAGACGGCCUGGCAGGCGCUGUUCGAACAGUCAGGCAUUGGUGGCAUCGACAGCGAGGCUUGGAAGAACAAGCGCAUUCUAGUAACGGCAGCGUCGGGUGGCGUAGGCACCUGGCUGCUGCAGUUGGGGCGCCUCGUGGGCGCGCAGGUAAUCGGCACUUGUGGGCCAAAGAAUGUGGAAUUGGUCAAGGCCUUCGGGGCCGCUGAGGUCCUCAAUUAUCGCGCCGAUUCGCUUAAGGAAUGGGGCCAGAAUGAAGCGAACAAGGUUGACUUGGUCGUUGACUGCGUCGGGGGGAAGUCGCUCGAGGACGCCUGGUGGUGCGUUCGAGAUGGCGGCGUCCUUAUCAGUAUCUACCAGCCUCCAGAUAAAUUGCGCCCGAAUGAUGUCAACGUAAAGGACGUGAAGGACAUAUUCUUCAUCAUGAAGCCACGCCGGUCGGAUUUGGAGGAAAUCACCAAAUUGGUGGAGGCAGGCAAGUGCCGUCCACUGGUCGACAGCGUGUGGCCAUUGGAGCAGUUUCAGGAGGCCUUCGAUCGCCUGGGAAGUGGCCACGCGCGAGGAAAAGUAGUGCUGGAUCUGAUGCUGAACGUGCCCCGAGAUUAA